AUGUCUCCACCCCAAACUCAACCACAACCUCCAAAUCACUGGCUUUCCAAAUACUCCUCCCCACACCCCUGGACCCUAUCCUCGCCCACAACCCCGAACAAGGACCAUGACAAGGAAAAUCCCACCACCAGCACCACAACACCACAAACCUUCUCCCGCCCCCUCGGCCUCGUCGAAACCUCCUUCGACAUAGACGGCACCCACUACGGCGGCAGAGCAGACAUGACGUGUCUCCUCACCCUCUCCAUCACACACCAGCUCUGGCCUGCUAAUAUCCGGUACCACAUUGCCCUGGCCUGGACGCAACUGCGCCUCGAGCACGUCUUGCUCUCUAGCCGGGUUUCCGACGAAGACAGAGACAAGACACGGCGCUUCCAUGUGCCCGUGCCACGGAGUCGCGAGGAGGCGGUGCGGCAGGCGGAGGAGGAGGGGAUGCAGUGGGUAGAAGAUGUAUGUGAUGCUGUGGAAGUGGAGGAUGGGGGGGAAGAAGUCUAUCGUCAUGCAUAUAAUGUAUGUCGGAUUAUUGAUCCGCGAGUUUGUCUGGCGAAAUUACUGGUUUUGCCACUUCAGCAGCACAACGACAGUGGCACUGAUACUGCCACCCAAGCCAACAAUGAUCCCACUUCGAAACAAUCACAAUCAACAACAAGAACAAAAAAAGCAACCCUUCAUCUCCUCCUCAUCCUCGCCCACCAAAUCUCCGACGGCCUAACCUGCUACACCUGGCUCACCCACUUCCUCCACAUCCUCAACACCCCAACCCCACAAAUCCUCUCCUCCCUCUCCUCCCUCAUCCACCCGGCCCAGAUCCAGCCCAAAUUGCCCCCUCCCCAAGAAGCUCUCUACCCAGCUAUCCCCGGCUCCCGCGCCCGCCAACGCUGGUUCUGGGCGCUGACUAGAGUGCUGCGACACGUGGCCAAGCCCCUCCCUCCAACCUUUCCAAAUCCCUUGUUUCGCGAAAGGAGACUGGAUACGGCGCCGGCGCUGCCCGAGAAGUUUGCGGGCUUGUUUAGCUAUCAGGGGCCGGGUUUACCGCCCAUGAGGUGUGGGACCGUCGCUGUAUCGCUCUCCUUGGGUUCCUCACAGCGGUUGAUGGCGCUCUGUCGCAAAGCCCAUGUUAGUAUUGGCGCUGGCUGUUUUGCACUCGCUGGCCUUGCCAUGAUGGAAAUACACGAAUCGCGGUAUCCGGAGAUUCCAGACGAGCUUCGCCCGGCCUUUGCUGCCUCGUUUCCCCUCAAUCCCCGCGCUUUCUUUGCAGAUCCCCCACAGCCGGAUAGUUGCAUGUUGGCGUUUAGCGAGGGAAUCGUGAUGCCUUUCCUGCCUUCACGAUUACCCGUCGAGGGCAGGUUUGGUGUGGUGGCUCGACAUGCGAAUAGGGGGUUGAGAGUGUACCAGAAGAGAUUGAAGGUGAGAAAGGGUGGGGCGGAGGAGAUGGAUGUUAGUCUUGAUAAGCAUUCGCCAGGACGACUGUUGGCGAUGGGGUAUGUGGCGCAGAUUGAGCGUGUGGAAGCAAAGUUACCACCGCAGAAGCGGACUGGGGAGAGGUUGAAUCCGCAGGGGGAUUUGCGACCAAAGGUGGGAGAGUAUGGGGCCACAUGUGGUGUUUCUUCGGUUGGGUCGUUGGCGGCGUUUUUCAGAAGGGGACAGUACGAUUUGGAGGAUCUGGGAGAAAGGGAUUUUGCGGCGGAUUUCAGGCAAGUGAAGAUGGGGGUCAGAGCGAGGGAGAAUGAGUUUCUGAUUGGGAGUUCGACGAGCGCAGAGGGGAUCAUUUCAUUUGGGGUGAGCUAUGAUGCGAAUGCGAUUAGCGAGGACGCGGCGAAUAUGUGGGCAGAGAAGAUGAGUGGACUACUAGAAAAAGGAGAUGGGUCGAGGCUGUAG
Messenger RNA from Plenodomus lingam JN3, 1878 nucleotides. RefSeq lists its product as uncharacterized. NCBI's taxonomy places the organism in Eukaryota, Fungi, Ascomycota, Dothideomycetes, Pleosporales, Leptosphaeriaceae. The record is from RefSeq and is a predicted model, not a curated record.